Molecule: messenger RNA, 4269 nt
Organism: Pygocentrus nattereri (red-bellied piranha)
Lineage: Eukaryota; Metazoa; Chordata; Actinopteri; Characiformes; Serrasalmidae
Gene: treh
Product: trehalase (brush-border membrane glycoprotein)
Exons: 16
Coding region: 97-1914 (605 amino acids)
Biological process (GO): trehalose catabolic process
Molecular function (GO): alpha,alpha-trehalase activity
Source: RefSeq, a predicted model, not a curated record
UCUGGUGCUCCGUGCAGUCUAAACGCACCCGAUCUGGGCUUGACGGGUAUCUCCUUGCUGCGAAGUGGGAAGUACUCGUGUUUUGAUUUUGAGAAGAUGUGCCGGCUGUCUGUAGGUAUCUUCUUGUUCAUCUUCAGCUCUUAUGAAGCUGUUCUCCCCCCUCCCUGCGACAGUAAGAUCUACUGCACUGGAGAGCUCUUAAGACAAGUGCAGACAGCAAAACUGUUUGAUGACAACAAGGCCUUUGUGGAUAUGAAGCUGACUGCAGCCCCUGAGGUUGUUUUAGAUGCCUUCUCCAAUCUAACAUGGAGGUUUCCGAAUGGGACCGUUCCUGCUUCUGAUCUGAGGCUGUUUGUGAACACGUAUUUUGUUGGUGAUGGGAAAGAAUUUGAGCCGUGGGCUCCACCUGACUGGCAUGAAAAGCCUAAAUUCCUGUCCAAGGUUUCUGACUUGAACUUUCGCAACUGGGCUGAGGAGUUGCAUGGCUUGUGGAAGUUACUUGGCCGAAAGAUCAGUACGGAUGUUGAAGACAACCCCCAGCUUCACUCUAUGAUAUAUGUCCCAAAUCCAGUCAUUGUGCCUGGUGGACGCUUCACAGAGUUUUACUACUGGGACUCAUACUGGGUGUUAAACGGUCUCCUCCUGUCUGAAAUGACAGAUACAGCCCGAGGAAUUAUCCAGAACUUCUUGUACAUGGUGGACAGAUAUGGUUUUGUACCAAAUGGAGGUAGAGUUUACUAUGAGCGACGCAGCCAGCCACCCUUCCUCUGUCUAAUGGUGGAGAGUUUUUAUGAGGCCACCAAAGACCUAGAAUUUAUCAGGCAAGCCUUACCAACGUUAGAAAAGGAGUACAGUUUUUGGAUGGAGAAUCGUUCUGUUGCUGUGGAAAUGGACGGAGCAAAGCAUGUCUUGAAUCGGUAUGAUGUACAGGUAGGCCAACCGAGGCCAGAGUCUUAUACACAUGAUGCAGAGCUAGCAGAGGGCUUACCUGCAGAUGUUUAUAAAGAAUCCUUACUAUCUGGAUCUCUCCCUCCUACUUUUAUGGAAGCAUCCAUAUCUCUCCUUCUGAAGAAAGAGGCUCAGGAGAAGCUGUGGACAGAGCUAAAAGCAGCAGCUGAGUCUGGUUGGGACUUCUCCUCACGUUGGUACAUAAACAGCUCAGGUCAAAACACCGGCUCAUUCAGGAACACCAGCACCAGCUCUAUCCUACCUGUCGAGCUCAAUGCUCUCAUGUGCCGCAGUGAGCACCUCCUGGCCACCUUCUCAAGGAUUCUGGGUGAUGAGGAGAGGGCAUUGGUGUAUGACCGUGCAGCUUCGGCCAGGCUGAAGGCCAUAGAGAGUGUGUUAUGGGAUGCAGAGAAGGGAGCUUGGUUUGAUUACAAUUUGCUGAGUGGGGCCAGGCACCCAGCCUUCUACCCCACUAACGUGAGUCCUCUCUGGGCAAAGUGCCAUUCUCAGCCUGGCAUGGGACAGCUGGCCCUGCAAUAUCUAAAAGCUAGCGGAGGUCUGGACUACCCUAAUGGCAUUCCCACCUCUUUGAGUGAGACUGGUCAGCAGUGGGACAUGCCUAAUGCUUGGCCCCCACUACAGCACAUACUCAUAGAAGGCCUGUCACAGCUUGACUUGGCAGAUGCCAAAGAGCUGGCCUUUGAUUUAGCCCAGCGGUGGAUUAGAACAAACUGGAUGGCUUAUAACAAAUAUGAAGCCAUGUUUGAGAAGUAUGAUGUCAAUGGAGAUGGCAAACCUGGAGGAGGAGGCGAAUAUGAAGUUCAGGUGGGGUUUGGCUGGACCAACGGUGUCGCUCUGCAGCUGCUGGACCAAUAUGGUGACAGGCUCAGCUCUGGGGGUAGUGUCCUAACUUCUGGCCUUCUGGUUUAUGGAUUUAUGUACCCCAUUCUUAAAGCACUGUUGUGAUCAUGUAAUGGCUUCUGUGUUCUUUGAGGCAAUCAAAUACAUUAAGUCCACAAAACUAAUUCUGAGUUCUAAUGUGAAAUUUCUAAUUUAAAUUUCAACAAAUUUAAUUUGUUAUAUUUUGCUAACAUUGUAGUGUCUGGUGUUGAGUAGUCAACUUGUUAAUGUAAAGGGGAAUUUCACCUUUUUCUGAAAUUUCUGCGUAAAUAAGUAAAAGAAAUGUAAAAUGUAAAAAAACAACAGUGCAAAAAUGAAUAAAAUGAAUGUUCAGUGCAGUCUAUUGCACAAACUGUUCGUAGCUCCUAGCUUGAGAAGUGCAGCGUUUAAAAGACAAGCCAAAUCAGAAAAUGACGAAGAGAUAGAAGUGUUAAAAAAUGAGUUCUUACCCACCAAAACAUUUGACAGGUGACACUCUGGCUAAGAAAGUACAGUUUAUGAACCCAUAACAUGGGCCCUGGGUUAAUUUUGGCUGAAUCACAGCAUGUUUUACACCGUGUGUUCUCACUUAUGCAUAUCUGGUCUCGAAAGUUAAAAUAGUGUUAUUGUGAUGGUAAACAUCCUUACAGCAAGUGUUUGAAUCUUGCUCCUCCUUUUAGCUUUCAUUGUUAGUAGAAGUCUUUCAACAGUAUAUCUUUUUAGACCUUAACACAAAUUUACACCUGGUUUUAAAAGGCAGAGGAAAACUAUGGGAAAACCAGUGGAUGUGAAUUGUUCAAACUUAUAUAUCCACAUAUCUCCAAUCACUUUUUGUUAUUUGUGUUUGUGUUGUAAAUUUCUCUUGGUACUGAGGUGCUGACAUGUGACAGUACCUCGGGGGUGGGUUGGGUGGUAUAUCCAGAGGGGUAAUGCCCUAGUGAGAGUUUUGUGCCUUUUCUUCAAAGUGUACAGUUAAUCACUUUGAAACCACUUUAUAUGUCCUUGCAAUGCUUGAAUCAUUGAAUUUCCCUUCAUAUUCAACUUAAUAAUUGUUAACAUCACCAACUCUAAAUUGAACACCCAAUCUUAUGUUAACCUUCACAUCAAUCCAAAUGUUAUCACUAAUCAGUUAAGGAACCAAAUGUAGUGGGACGGUUUAUUUUGUACAUUUUCCUUAUUUUCUGCCCUGGUUUUCUUACUUUUAAAAAGAAAAUAUUCCAAAUGCCACAGAAGAGGUGCUUUUCUCUGACACUUGUUUUAGAAAAUUCACACUUACAUUUUUCAUAAUCACAUUGAAGAUUGUAGCUAUUUUCUUGGUUAGUAAUUACACUAACUCUACUAUGGUAGGAUCAGAAGAUUAUUUUCAUAACUAACACUGAACUGGCACUACAAAUGCACUACAAAUGCUAAUUCACAUAGUCCAAUUAUCCAAUUGUCAACUUUGCUCUGUGAGUCAACACUUUCAAAUAAAUCAAGCAGGACGAGUAUGCACCAUCAAAGUGUGUGUAAAACUGUGUGCCGUUCCGUUUAAACAUUCUGUCAAAAUGGGACGCUUGCUUGCAUAUACAUACUCAUACAUGUAGUCCCAGGUCUAUAUAAAUCAUAUUUCAAAGUAAGGUUGGAUAUGUUGUUUGUUUGUUUUUUGUUUUUUUACAACAGAGGAAAAAACUGAAAUGAAACUGUUCAGUGCUCACAGCAACUUCACAAGGGGUUGCUGUAUUAUUUAAGAGGAUAGCUAGAACAAAGAAGAGUGUAGGGGGUGAGAAGUUCAGAAGCCAGGUUGGUGUGCUGGUACUGCACAGAGUAAAGAUGAGUGUGUGAUAGUUGUUACAGCUUGUGUUUUAUUUCUAGUUCGCUUGCAAUGCUACAGAAGUGAUCAUAGUUCUUCAUGGAUUCCUCCUUGAAGCAGCACAAAGCAUGACGUGACUGUUUAGUACCUUUUAUUAUUUAUUGAUUUAUUUGUUGUUUAUUUGUGGUUGUUAUAGGCCUGUACAUGAUUAAUACAGUACAGUAUUAACAGUAACAGAUGGUGGAUAUAGUGGCGUGAGAUACUGAAAGCUCAUGAUGGAUGAGGUGGUGUAAGCUUUCUCCUUAUGCACCACAUGAUGAAAUUCAUAGUAGGUAUCCAAAGGUCUGUCAUAUUGCUUAAUGUAAUGAAUUUGUUAUUGUGAUGGUGAAGAAACAGAAACAGUACAACCUUUUGUAGUGAAAUCUAGGCCCAUAAUCUGUAUUAAUCUCUGUUAUUGCUAUAUUUUGAUUUGCAGCAGUAUUUUCAUACUAACCGUAUGGAAGAGGUACAGGCCUGAAAGGGUGAACUUUAAUAGGCCAGAUAAGCAUCAAUUGGAUUAAUAUUUGGGCACUACUGACCAUGGUUGUUGUUAGGUCUUUAGUCCCUGAAGAUGUCCUUUAGCUCUUUAAUAAAUAUGCAUUUUUAAAAAAUCA